Molecule: messenger RNA, 357 nt
Organism: Encephalitozoon cuniculi GB-M1
Lineage: Eukaryota; Fungi; Microsporidia; Unikaryonidae
Exons: 1
Coding region: 1-357 (118 amino acids)
Source: RefSeq, marked provisional
AUGGACAGGGAGGCCUUGCAGCAUAGAGUGCUGAUCACAGUUAGCAGAUCGUCGCUGUUCAGGGUUGUUGAGGGCAUUCUGGAGGAAGGAAAAGUAUCUUCUAUGGCAAGCAGCAUCACAGAAUAUUUAUUGAACAAUAGGUACAGCAGGGAAAGGGCUCUUGAGCACAUAUCGGUCUAUCUUGAAAGCGAGCUUGAGAAGUCUGGAAUAGAUCUAGAUGAUGGUGUGGAUGGUAUCUCGUUAGCCAUUCUGUUCGUGUAUGAAGAACUCCUCGAAAACAAAUCGGAGUUCUUCUCAAAGAUCCAGGAGAAGUCCGGACACGCGCUUCAUCCUCCAAGCUCUGACUCAGAAGAGUAG